CAAGCGGAGUGGAUCCUCUCUUUCAAAUAUUACCGCGAACGAACUUGAAUCGUGACGAGUAGCCAUAGGUGGCGCUCGUUGUUCGCGGCAUGAAUUGAAUGGACGCGAGAAACUCAAGCGUCUGCAGCGCUAUAGCCGCCUCUCCCUGGGGCGCAUCCUGCGCAUGCGUUGCACGUUUAUUAUCUUCUUUCUGUUCAAGUGCCAUUUCAUUGCAUGCAGUGCAGUCUAUAAAACAGAAUGCGUUCUCGGUGGAUCUCGAGUUUCCUAUCACUUAUCGUCAUUCGUAGCGUAUAAACAUAACAGCACGCGGUCAUUAACUUACAAAUUGUUUACGUGUCGUUCGACACAUGGGAACCCGCUGAUAUCGUGCAUGAAAUGCCAGUUUCCGUAUUAUAAAAAACACGAUCGGGCCAUUGUUAGCGUCGUAGUCGGGCUUUUCGGGAUCGAAUAAUUCGCUGAACGGUUUCGCGCGAGCAAAAAUGUCAUGCAGCUACGCGGACGGUCUCUCGCAGUACGAAAACAAAGGAGUGCUGGGCCUGGAAGAGAGAUACGACAGCGUCGAGACGUUGCGACUGAAGUGUGGCCUUCUAGCCGAUUGGAUACAGGCAGCACGGCACGUAGUCGUUCACACCGGCGCCGGCAUCAGCACUGCUGCGGGCAUUCCGGAUUUUCGAGGGACAAAUGGAGUAUGGACAUUAGAGCAGAAAGGUUUGAAGCCUACAAUGAAUAUUUCCUUUGACGAAGCAAUUCCUACAAAAACACACAUGGCAUUGAAAAAAUUAGUAGAUGCUAGUGAGUACAAUUAUGAUACUACAAGUGCGAUCAGGCACUUAGAAGAGUUUCUAAUUAAAAUUGUUUUUCCUCCAGAAAAAGUCAAAUUUAUUAUAAGUCAGAACAUUGAUGGCUUGCAUCUUCGAUCUGGAGUACAGAGACAGCAUCUUGCAGAAUUACAUGGAAAUAUGUUUACUGAACAGUGUGAUAAAUGUGGAAGGCAAUUCAUUCGAAAUUUUGCAACUAAAAGCGUUGGGAAAAAGUCCCUUGACACUGUGUGCAGAUCUGAGCAAAUUGGUGGUCGUCCGUGCCGUGGACGCAUGCAUGAUACUAUUCUUGAUUGGGAACACAACCUGCCAGACAGUGAUUUAACAUUGUCCGACUUACAUUCUAGUGUCGCAGAUUUAAGUAUAUGUCUUGGAACAACGCUUCAGAUUAUCCCGAGCGGUAAUUUACCUCUGUACACCAAAAAGUACGGAGGUCGACUUGUCAUAUGUAAUCUGCAGUCUACGAAACACGAUAAAAAGGCAGACUUAAUUAUUAAUGGAAAUGUUGACGAGAUAAUGAUCAGCGUUAUGAAAAAGCUAGGGCUAGAGAUACCCGAAUACGAGAGUACAAUGGAUCCCACGCGUAAUUCUGACACAACGUCCAAGGAAAUGGAUUGGACGAUACCGACGAGCAGAAUAAAAGAAAUGAACGUGUUGUACAAGAAGGUGUGCAAACCGAUGAGAAGGAAACGAAAGACGUUCAUGUAUGAGAGAGAGAGAACUGAUACGAAACGGGAGACAAAGACAAAGAAGCAGGCGUUCAUGAUAAAACAAGACAUAAAAACAGAGGAUACGAUGAAUACAGCAAACCAGGUUUGCAACAACGCGGUUGUCCCAGAGGAUGUAAGCAGUAAUGCGAUGAAAAUCGAGGACGAGCUGAAAGACAUGGAACCGUUCGAUUUCACGACAAACAUGACUCAACCGGAUCCUGGGUUAGGAGUGAACAACAUACUGUAGCAUGAUUUCAGUAGGUGGUGAUUCAGCGACCUAAUACUCCUAUUAAUAUUCAGUCUCUGUUAAAUUUAUUUACGAGUGCAUAUAGAAUGGAUGUUAUCUGUAUGUGACGAAUGCCUAAAAAAAAAAAGUGCUAUUGAUUUGUUUAUAUGAAAAAGACAAAAGAAAACAAAAAAAAAAAAA
Molecule: messenger RNA, 1955 nt
Organism: Heterotrigona itama
Lineage: Eukaryota; Metazoa; Arthropoda; Insecta; Hymenoptera; Apidae
Source: the annotation of a GenBank genome assembly